UAUUUUUAAAAUAAUAUACUAUAAUGUAAACAGCCCAUUACUCAAUUUCAAUUUUGCGGUGAUCAAAUAGACAUUACCAAAGCUGCAUCGGCAAAUCAUGGCGGCGGCCAGAGAAGGAGACCGGCUGAGUAAUCUACCGGAGUCGAUUCGAAUUCACAUCCUCUCUAAGCUACCAAGUAAACAAGUUGUUCAAACCAGCGUAUUAUCAUCGCAAUGGGUAUCUCACUGGAAAUCCGUUCCAGCAUCACUCAAAUUCGAAUCAACAGACGAUGAAGAUGUUUCCGGUUUUGUACGUUCUGUUUAUAGAGAGCUUUUUUAUUGGGAGUCUUGCGACAAAAUUAAAUCAUUUAGUAUUUGUCCUUCUACAUACAGUGGGCAUGUUAUGGAUUCUGAUCUUUAUUUCUGGUUGCACUUUUCUACUUAUAUUGCUAAGGUUGAAGAGUUCUCGUUGAAAUUUUGUGUUAAGGCCUUUCCAGAGAUUGUGUAUGAUUUUCCUGAAUUCGCGUAUACGAAUACGGUUUUGAGGAAUUUGGUGUUACAGAAUUGCGAGUUGAAACCUUUUGGUGAUGUGAAGUGGAGUAAUUUGGUUUCUCUGUCAAUUGGGGAUGCUGAAAUUAAAGAGGACGCAUUGGAGAAAAUAUUAUCAGGUAGCCCUAAUUUGGAGUGCUUGGAAUUAGAUAAAGUUGUUGGUAUUCGUCUUCUGAAAAUCAGCUCUGUGAAGCUGAGGAAAUUGAUUGUAACCAUGUAUGAACGACUUGAUGAAUUCUAUUGUAUCGAAAUUGAUGCCCCAUAUAUUCGACAAUUGGAACUUAAGGGAUCGUGCUACAAUGAGAUGCACUUUCAGCUGAGAAAUGUGUCUUCACUUGUCACUGCAGUCCUUUCUUUGAAUGUUGAUUUUUCUGGCGUUGAAGAUAGCUCGGAGAAGGUGUGUAGAUAUUUGCAGGAACUUCUUCGCCACGUUGCCCAUGUCAAGAAUCUUGAACUCGGUCCCUGGUGCAUCGAGUAUCUGUCCAUACUGGAAUUGGAAGGGUGGCAGCCUCCACCAUCAACCUGGAAAUUCUUACAACUUAGCUCAGAGUUGGACCAAUUGACUUUCCCUGGAAUUAGCAGUUUUCUGCAGAAUUCAUCGGAUCUUGAGACUUUGGUCAUUGACGGGUACAAAUACCAAUCAAGUGACGUGCUGUUAAAGUACACAAAUAAGGAUGAACAGACGAGGAGGUUUGAGACACAUUAUUCAUUUCCUUAUCUGAAGACCAUCAAGAUCCUUAACUUUUCUAGAUCUGUGAUGCCAUUGGUGAAAUACUUGCUCAAGCAUGCAACAGUGCUAGAAAAGUUCAUCAUUGCUGCCAGACGCAAAGAGGGUGACGUGUUUACAGAUUAUGUCGAAAUAGAACAACAGCUCCUGACCUUUCCAAAAUCCUCUCCGCAAGCUUCCGUUUCAUUUUCUUAUUGAUAACCUUGGACCCCUAUUGUUUGUAUUUAUCGCGACAUAACCAUCCAUUACUUUAUGUUUGAAACUGAUUUGAGACGAUAGACGAGGGUCAUUACUUUAUGUUUGAAACUGAUUUGAGACGAUAGACGAGGCUUGUAUUGCACUUGUCCGUGUGUUCAUUCUCUAAUGGUCAUUCUAAAUGUUUUGCGAUUUCAGUUCAUA
Messenger RNA from Solanum lycopersicum (tomato), 1654 nucleotides. RefSeq names its product F-box protein At5g03100. The record is from RefSeq and is a predicted model, not a curated record. Gene Ontology annotation, molecular function: protein binding. Lineage: Eukaryota; Viridiplantae; Streptophyta; Magnoliopsida; Solanales; Solanaceae.